AUGGGCUGCGGUGGCUCCAAAGAAGCUGUGGUCAAAGGCAAUUCCGGCAGCAGCAGAUGCAACCGCUUCCGGAAGAAAUCCAGCGUCGUCGCCGACGCCACCCAGCCGUCCCGUGUACCUCCACCAUCUGAUAAUGGCUCUGCCGUAGCUCCGAAGGCCAAUGACAAGGUGAUCACUGAUACAAAGGACAACGCAACCGCAUCGACGCAGAAGGCCAUUGAGGAGGAGAAAGAGGAGGGGAUCAAGAACAAGGCUGAUCAGGUUGUCAAGGACAGCAAAGAAGCGUUCGUUGUGAAGGAGGGCAAUGCGCCAUCAACAGUGAAUGCAAUUCCAGAGAACAAAGAGGAUGAAAUCAAAAAGGAUGAAGCAAUUAUCAAGGACGCUAAAGAAGUGAUCACCAUUGGGAAGGACAAAGAAGCAUCGACUGAGAAGGCCACCAAGGAUAAGGAACAGGAGGACAAGAAAGAUGAGGUUCUCAAGGAUAAAAUGGUUGCCAAUCAGAAGGCUGACGUGGCAUCAACCGAGAAUGUCAUCGCCGAGGAGGAAGAAGAUAUCAAGAAUGAGGACACCGUCGAGUUAUCGAUGGAGGGAGCCGUCGAGGACAAGAAAAACGAGGGUGACUACAAAGAGAUGGGAACUAUGGAGGAUGAUGGGGCUACACUGACUGAGAAUGAUGCAUCGUCCGAGGAUGAUGUCGAGGAGAGCAAGGAGGAUGACAGUGUCACCUUCCCAGUUGCAAUGGUGACCGAGGGGGAUGGCAGUGUUACCUUCAGAGUACCGUAUGAUGCCGUGACCAAGGACAAUGACAGUGUUACCUUCGCAACUGCCCCGGCGAACAAGACCAGCAACACGGUUGCCAUGGUGACUGAGGAGGAUGGAAGUGUGACCUUUGCAGUACCAGUUGCCCCUGUGACCAAGGAUGACGACAUUGUUACCUUCGCUGAUGCCCCAGCAACAAAGGACAAUGGCAUAGUUGCCAUGGCGACCGAGGAGGAUGGCAGUGUCACCUUUGCAAAACCGGUAGCCCCCGUGACCAAGGAUGGUCGCAGUGUUACCUUUACGGCUGCCCCUGCGACCAAGGACGAUGGCAGUGUUAUCUUGGCAGCUGCCCCGACAAGCGAAGACAAUGACAUUGUCACCUUAACGGCUGCCCCGGUUGCCAAGGAGGAGGACGUGGCAGAGCAACCUGAGCCUUCUGACAAUGAAGAGGUGAAAAAUGAGUCAGAGCUCCCAGAGCCUACUGUUUUUGAGGAUGAGUCCAUGACCGAAGUUGAUAGCACAAUGGAAGGGGAGGUGGGGGUGGCAGAGCAAUCUAAACCUUCUGAAGAUAAUGAGGUAAAAGAUGAUGCAGAGCUCCCAGAUCCUACUGUUGUUGAGCAGGUGGUGACCGAAGUUGUCGAGGCAUUGAAAGUGGAGGACGGGAGGGUAGACAACGUUGGGGAGAUCAAGAUCGAGCAGGAUGAGGAGAGUGUCUCCAAAGAGCUAGAGGAGGCGAAUUCUAGUGCAGUUUUGAGAGAUGAGGAUGGGGAAUCAGAUGGGAAACAAACCAUUGAUUCCAAGGAGACCAUAACCACUGAGGAAAAGGCAGAGGAGUUGGCUGUCCCAGAGAAGGAUGAUGAUGAUGAAAAGGCUCCUGCUCCAAGUGCAUUGGCUUUGAACUGA
Molecule: messenger RNA, 1662 nt
Organism: Setaria italica (foxtail millet)
Lineage: Eukaryota; Viridiplantae; Streptophyta; Magnoliopsida; Poales; Poaceae
Product: ATP-dependent RNA helicase DBP4-like
Exons: 2
Coding region: 1-1662 (553 amino acids)
Source: RefSeq, a predicted model, not a curated record